AUGGAUGGAGACAUCGCCGUGUGCAGGCCAAAUUCGACAGAGGAAGCACAAUCGUACUUCGGGUAUGCCCAUGUGGACACCCCCAACUUAGGGCCGUGGAUUGUAUAUGCAGUUUCGUUUGCAUUGCACCUGACAGCUACCAUGGCAUUCAACGACAGGAUCAGCAUUAGCAUUUUGCGGCACUGUUCUUUGCGAAGGGUGAAGGAUUCCGCGAAGAAUGCAUGGACCAAUAUCGGUGUCACCACUUCCCUUGUCCUGACGACCGUCAUCGGUGCUCUCAUUGAAGGCCACGAGAUCACUCCGCAAGGAUACUGCAUUGGGGAGUAUCAAAUGUUUCAAAUCCGCCAAAUAUACGUAGCAUUGUGUUUGACAUGCUUCUUUGCCAACAUAAACUGUAUCUUGUUCUGUGUGUUGACAUUAUUCCACUGGGAUUCGUUGACAGAUGCAGAUGCCAUCGAGUUUCUGCGGCACAACCCACAAAUUCUGGGAGAGACGGUCAUCUACAUGAUGGAAUCUUAUUUGUUUUUUGUUUUAGCCAUCGCAGCUUGGCUUUAUGGCACAUAUGGUCGCCCGAUUGUAUUUGGGAUCUUCUUAGCUCUUGCUGGCAGUGCAUUAGCCAACACGGCACGUGUCUGGUGGAAUUUGGCAUCGUUCGACCCCAAAGCACCAAGACGGCCAAGUCGACGAUGGGGGCGAACGGGACAACGCUGGCAGCAUGUUUUGGAUCAAGUGUCGGAACAUGAACGGCUGGAAUUGAAACCUGGGGAAGAUUCCAUUCUGGAAGGUGCCCCAGCCAGGAGCUCCAAUCGCGACGAUUCAGAAAGCGAUGUAUCUCAUGAGGCCACCAAUCGAGCGACAACCGAUGGCAGCACGCGAGCUGUGCAGCAGACAAUCUCGCGCGGAUCGUCUGAGGAGCACGUGAGAUGCUGA
Molecule: messenger RNA, 930 nt
Organism: Symbiodinium sp. CCMP2456
Lineage: Eukaryota; Dinophyceae; Suessiales; Symbiodiniaceae
Source: the annotation of a GenBank genome assembly